CGUCAGCCCUGAAAGGUCCGGUUGUCACGUGUUCCUGUAAAACGAGCCCUCGGCCGCGCGGAGGAUGGUUUCCAGGCACAGUCUGGUCCGUGGAGCUCGCUAACACCAGAGGUUAUUUUUAUAUUUAUAAAUAUAUAUAUUUGAGUAAAAUGAGGGCGACGCGCACCAAACACGGCCUCCUGCGUGCGUGCGUCCUCUCGUGCUUCGUCGUGUCCCUGCUGUGCUCCACCUGCAGCGGGGUCCUCUCCGGGCGGGACGCGGCCUCCCGGCCUCCGGCGCCCCGGCGCAGCCGCCGCGGCCUGACGGGCCCGAAGCCGGUGGGCGCGCAGCACCGGGCGGCGGACGAGCAGCACCGGGACCAGAACGUGCAGUUCAUGCUCAGCUUGUACCGGAGCGCGGCGGAACCGGACGGGAGGCCAAAGCAACACCGGAAGUUCGGCUCCAACACGGUGCGCCUGCUCAGAGCCUCGGCCUCCACGGUGCACUACCAACCUGCAGCAAGAGACCACCACUACACCUUCACGGCCCAGUACCACCUCGACACUCUUCCCUCCGAGCAGCUGAUCAGAGCCUCUUUCAUCCACCUCCGCUCUUCAUCCCCUCCCUCCUCAUCCUCCUCAUCCUCCACCACCUCGUCCAGCAGCGCCCAGGCCCCUGAGCCGCUCCGCUGCAGAGGCCAGAUCCCCUCGCUGGGCCCCGGGAGCCAGGUCACCCUGGAGCCCCAUGAACAGUGGACAGAGACGGACAUCACGGAGCACGUUACGGGACACUUCCUGCAAAGGAAGGACCGGGACGCGGGCGGACCCUUGACCCUCACUGCCCAGUACUGGUGCACAGAACCUUGGCUCACCAGGGAGCACAGCGGCCCCUGGUGGUGGAGGUCUCGUCUUCAAGGACAACGGAGAGAGGAAGCUCACCUCGAGGUCCCGUCUCUGCUUCUGUACCUCGAGGAAGGGAGGGAAGGGAAGGACUGGAUGGCGGAGCUGUUGGGGGAUGAAGGCAGAAACAUCAUGAGACAAAUCGGGCGGUGGCACCCUGCAGUGCGCCGCCGCCGGCGCUCCAAAGACUCGUCCUCAGUGUCAAAAGACUCGUCCUCAGAUACCAAAGACUCGUCCUCAGAUACCAAAGACUCGUCCUCAGAUACCAAAGACUCGUCCUCAGAGUCCAAAGAUCCUUUGCUGGACGCUCUGAGAAACGCCCCGACUUCCACGUCCUCCUCUUUCUCCUCCGUGCCCUCGGCCUCCAUCGCCUCCAACUUCCCCAACUACAAACGCAAAACCAGCGUGCCCAAGAACCGCUGCAAGCUCCACUCGUUCCGCCUCUCCUUCGACGAGCUCGGCUGGGGCCACUACUUCAUCGCCCCGCCGGUGUACAACCCCCGCUUCUGUCAGGGCGACUGCCCGCGCCUGCUCCCCAGCGAGUACCACUCCCCCAACCACGCCAUCAUCCAGACGCUCAUCAACGACCUGGGCAUCGGGGACGUCCCCCCGCCCUCCUGCGUGCCCUGCAAGUACAUGCCCAUGAGCGUGCUGGUGGUGCACAAGAAGAAGGUGGAGUACAAGGAGUUUGAGGACAUGGUGGCCAAGUCGUGCACGUGUCGCUGAAAGGACUCCGGGAGCAAGGAGGACUAAAAGUGUGUGUGUGGGGGGGGGGGGGGGGGGGGGCGGACUUAACGGGUCAUUUGAUCUGAAGCUCUGCGGCGGCGGCAGGAAGUCGUUGUGGUUUCAGACGCUCGCCAUCACUGUGAAGCACUUUAAACUGGCAGCUGCUGGAUGUGAACUCUGGGCGGAGCCGACGGGAGCGAGUCCCCGACGUUACGAUUGAACUCAUAAUAAUAAUUGUAAUGUGAAACUAAAGCACUGUGCUGGUUGCUCCAUCUCUCACUCACUGUCAUGUUUGCCGCUGAUUCAUUGCCGGAAGCAUUUUAAGCCACUUGUGAGUAAUUUAAAAAGAUUUGAGUGGUGACGUCACAAAUCAAACUCCUGCAGAAAAUUCAACUUCACACCUUUUUUAAGCAAAAACUAUAGGAUCAACCGCAAAUGGUCUAAUGAAUCUUUGUUUCUUCAUCGUGUUCGUGUAUCAACUCAGUUAUUUUUUCUUUGUCUAUAUCUCUUUUUAAAACAAAAACCUGGUCCAUUUCACAUCAGGGCACAAAAAAACUAAAAAAAAAGGAGAGAAACCUUCCUGGAUGUUGAGAAAUCAGACAAGCGAGUAUUUUAUUGGACGAGGGCUCGACCGUGUUGGAUGUAAAUGUGAAGAAUUUAUUGUGAUGUUACUUUUGUUGCUGUCUAGAGUCAUAAGUCUCUACUUUUGCACUGUGUACAUAUUUAUAAAGGGAGGGGAUAUGGAAAGGAAACGUGUGCUGCUACUUAGAGAAACUAAACUUAAAAACAAAAACAAAAAAAGGAGGGCCGAUUACGAGGGGGAGUGUUAAAGAAAAACUAAAGUGUUGUAACGGAGACCAAUGCAAUUUUUUUAUUAUGAAUGAAAAUUAUUAAUAAAAUAUAAUGCAUGUUUUCUAAAGACUAAUA
Molecule: messenger RNA, 2531 nt
Organism: Platichthys flesus (European flounder)
Lineage: Eukaryota; Metazoa; Chordata; Actinopteri; Pleuronectiformes; Pleuronectidae
Gene: bmp15
Product: bone morphogenetic protein 15
Exons: 2
Coding region: 150-1604 (484 amino acids)
Biological process (GO): SMAD protein signal transduction; BMP signaling pathway
Cellular component (GO): extracellular region
Molecular function (GO): cytokine activity; growth factor activity
Source: RefSeq, a predicted model, not a curated record